AUGGCUAUGCUGGCAACUAACAAUCCAAAAAAGUCAUUACCUAAUGUAUCCUGCUCGAACCAGGCGUGUCAAGUACUGUCUAUUGAUGUUGAAUGUGUAGCUACAGGAAAAUCCCAUUUGGAUCGGUCACCAUGCAGAGUCGCCAUUGUUAAUGAAAAAUGCGAAAUCAUCUUCACUUCAUUGAUCAAACCCGACAAACCUGUCGUUAGUGAUUUGUUUCCUUUCACUGGUGUACGCAAAUCACAGCUUAUUAGUGCUCCGUCGUUCGACGAAGUUAUCGAGAAAGUAAUUCAGAUAUCUCAAAUAUCUAUGUUUUACAUUGAUCUCACCCNUCUAAUGGCACAGUUAGAUAGAGCGCAUCAAACCGCACUAGAAAAACCAACAGAUACAAUAUAG
Molecule: messenger RNA, 396 nt
Organism: Adineta ricciae
Lineage: Eukaryota; Metazoa; Rotifera; Eurotatoria; Adinetida; Adinetidae
Source: the annotation of a GenBank genome assembly